This is a messenger RNA of Penicillium chermesinum, 2868 nucleotides long. RefSeq names its product putative C6 transcription factor. Gene Ontology annotation, molecular function: DNA-binding transcription factor activity, RNA polymerase II-specific; zinc ion binding; DNA binding. The record is from RefSeq and is a predicted model, not a curated record. The transcript has a single exon. Gene Ontology annotation, biological process: DNA-templated transcription; regulation of DNA-templated transcription. NCBI's taxonomy places the organism in Eukaryota, Fungi, Ascomycota, Eurotiomycetes, Eurotiales, Aspergillaceae. Gene Ontology annotation, cellular component: nucleus. Bases 1 to 2868 code for a protein of 955 amino acids.
AUGCGAUCUAGCAUCGCUUGCGCUCGGUGCCGGCGCAGUAAGAUCAAGUGCGUCAACAAUGGCAUCGACACUACCUGCCGCGCUUGCGAAUCUUCCGGCCGCGACUGCGUAUACCCAACCCCUGCCAUCGGGGUGAGCGGCGCCAAACGAGACUUGGCUGCAUUAGCAGAGGGCGACGAUCGAAAUGGAGAUUGGGAUGGACCGAAGCGACAGCGCUCGCGGAAGGUGAUUGGGGUUGCGAAUCCCUCUGCGGGCUCGAAAGCGGGCUUGGAUGCCCUGGACUCGUCCAUCCUGACCGCAAAGGUAUGGGAAGCCGUCUUUGACCUUUUCCAGUCGCAUUUCGCGACGCAUCUACCUUUCCUUCACCCGGCAACCUUCCUCGGCCAGAUACGACAACUUUCCGCACCUCCGCCUGCAUCCCAGAUCGACGGCCAAGAUCUCCGGAACGUAGACCCCAAGGUCGACUCAUCGGCUUCGCUGAUCCCCCUCGGUGUCCUCGCACUUACGGCUCGCUACCACCCACCUCUCGUUGCUUUCCACUCUCCUCCUACUCCGAGUCACCCAUCGAAUCCUCUCGCCGCAUCCGAAUUCUAUGCGACAGCUUUGCGCAGCCGGCUGGCCGGUCUUGAUGGCGCAAGCCUGGCUGCUCCCGAGCUGGCCCGGGUCCAGGCGCUGUUAAUGCUUGCUCUUCACGAAUGGGGCAUGUGUCGCGGAAAGAGCGCUUGGGUGUAUUCGGGAAUGGCGAUCCGACUUGCGCAGGCUAUGGGUUUACCGUUUGAGCUAGAGAAUGAGUUCCCUGCGCGAGAUUUCUCCGCCUUAUCCCCCCAUCUCAAGACCGAGGUCGAUCAGUUCGGUCUCCGCCGAGUCGAGACCAAGGAACCCACCUCCGACGAUAUCAUUGCCCAGGAGACGAAGCGACGUACUUUCUGGGCCUGCUUCAUCCUCGAUCGUUGCCUGAGCAGCGGGAAAUACCGACCGCGAAUGAUCCAAGUGAAGGACCUGGACAUCCAACUGCCUAGUGACAAUGCCUUCGCAUUUGGAGAGCGGGUGCGGACUGCGCGUCUCAGUGAGCCGACGGCGCGCCGCCCACAGAGCUUCGGAUCCCAGGGCGUCCAAAUUCCCAGUAUUCGACAAAGCUUAGGAUUUGGCGAUGAGAAACUUGCUCCGACCAAUGGCACCCCGGAUAACAAGGCCUGGUCGCCCGUCUCAAGGCGCAAAUCAAGUGAAGACGACGUGGACCGGUGGGAGGUCGGUGCCGAGGAAUCUGUUCUCAGUCGAGUCAUCCGGAUCAUCCGUAUCUGGGGCAGCAUCGCCAAGUGGUCUUGUGCAGGCGGCCGGCGAAUCGAGCAAUAUCCGCCGUGGCAUCCCGAGUCUCGAUUUGCGACUCUUCGCGCGCAGCUCAAUGACUUCCAGGAUAGCCUUUCCCGGAAUUUGCAAUACUCGUUGCGAAAUACGGAUACGCACCUUAUGUACAAAACCACUCUUGCCUCUUAUACGGUCAUGCACGUGGUCUACUUUCUAUCUGUCAUUGCCCUGCAUCGUGCAUAUAUUCCUUUCCUCCCCGUCCGCUGCAACGAGCCGGUGGGCCCGCUGGACGAGCCGUCAUUUCCUAUUGACAAGGUCCACGGCCCUCCCGAGUCCUUCUGGCGGGAAAGCGCACGCGAGCUGUUCAAGGCCUCUCGGCAGAUGAUCGAUCUUGUGGCUACUUGCCAAGGACGCGGGGCCCUCGUCGAGAACCCUCUGAUCGGCUUUGCCAUCUACAAUGCGGCAUUCAUUGGUGUAUACGGUGCGCACUUUCCGCACAUGGAUCCUGAUGGGUUGAUGAGUGCCAAGCCCCCACCCGCCAGCCAUGACAGCCCACAGCCCGGGCUCCAGCAGGCCCGGAAGGCGCUAGAUAUUCUGCGAGAGAUGCGCCCCCGUCUCAAGAUGGCUGUGGGGUGGUUCCGUACUUUGAACCGCCUCAACACGUACCUGGCCAAGGUCAAGCGUGAUUACCGCCGUUUCUCGCGCAACCGUCUCGACAGCGUGUCGGAUGCUUCUGACCACGCCAACGGUAUCCGGGCUUUGCGCGACGGUGGCCCUGCCGGCUUGGAGGAAUUCAAGGUGCUCGAGAAACUCUUUUUAGAAUUUGGUUCCAUUGAAGAUCAAAUUCCAGAACCGGGCAUAGAGGACGAUGGCUCCGCUAUUGCCAUCGCAGGAGAGCCCAUGGCCGACCGAAUGACAAACCUCAGUGAUGCUGGAAGCCACGUCAAAAGCGAAGUGGGCGAAGGUGGUGAGGACAGCCAUGGGCGCCGCGAGUCCUGGGUCCCCGUCAAUAGCCCUGGCAUGCCAUUGCCUGGUCAUGAGGGAGAUCGCCGCCCGAGUCUGCCUUUACCCAACGCGGGCCGCUCAAUGCCAUCUCAAUCCCCUUACUCCCUACCGUCCCUGCAACAGCACCACCCUGACGGCCCUCUAUACAAUUCAUCCUCUCCUCCCAGUCUUCCUUCCCUAGUGGCAAGUACCCAGUCCCCAUCAUCAUACUUGACCGCCACCAGCAAUCGGCUGCAGCCCAUCAACUCCUGGUUGCCGACGCGUCCGUCGGGGCCACCACCUCCAUACUCCCAAUCCCUGCCGCCGAUUAGCGCGGCUACCUCGCACAGUAUCCCGGUUCUCCCACCACCGGGCCCUGUCACUCAGCUUGCACCAUCACCACCCCUGACGUCCAUUGAUGGCCCCGACACAAGUCUCCUGUCGACGAGUCUCGGCGGAGACGAUGUCCUGGCGUUCUUGGAUGGAGGAGAUUGGACCCAAUUAUCCAUGCUCCAACCCUCAGAGGUUGGCAUUCCUACAGGCUGGCUCAGCACUGUCUGGGCCCCAUUCACUCGGUAA